Molecule: messenger RNA, 1585 nt
Organism: Somion occarium
Lineage: Eukaryota; Fungi; Basidiomycota; Agaricomycetes; Polyporales; Cerrenaceae
Source: the annotation of a GenBank genome assembly
AUUACCCCACUGGAUCGUAUCUGUAUAUCCUCACUAAACCAACACUCCGGUGUAUAGCACUUCCUCGACAUGAUGAACGACGACUUGCCCUGGCCCGAGCUAGGAAACGUUUCUCGUGGUGCGACUCGCGGGAACCAAGGCCAAAAAGGUGUCCUUGGUGCUCCUGAUAGCGAGGGUCGCGCCGUACUUCAACUCAGGGUCCAACCUGGCGUUCUCGCUGUUCGUCUUAAUCGUCAAGCAACAGAGUGGUAUCGUGCCCUGGACGCGGAGGUGAACCAUGCUCUGAAGCUCACGAAAACAUACUGGCGUAAGGCCAGACGUCGGCAGGACUACGAUGCUCGCGCCGAUCAGGACCACAUGGAGCUUCAUGAAUGGCUUCAGCAACUCAAGGACAAGGUUAUGACUCACCUUGAGUUGCUCAUGCAGAAGGGCGAGAUACAAGGUCCUCCUUACAUUAUGCCCGACCACCUAGAGCUCACGUUCCUCCGAAAAUUCAUCGAACGACAAGCUGCCCGCAUUCCACACAACCCUCGGCUACGCCAAGCAUACCUUGAGGGCGGUUCCCCUCGAGUACCACACUACUCUCAGAUAGGCUCCUCCGAAGGAAGCUCCACUCCCGCCUCCACCAGCUGGGCUGAUGAUAAAGACGAGUCGAUGGAGGAUCAACUUGAGACUCCUCCCCCAACGGCGAGCGCCCAAAGCUCUCAGAACCUUCUCAAUGAUCUUCAUUCAAGUCAGCGGGCUCUUCGGAACGCCCGAGCAAUACUGGCACGAGCACAGAGGGACACAACUGAGGCCUUUUCGAAAUAUAAGGCCUAUCUUGAUGCAGAGACACGAGCUCGACAAGCUGUGACUGAAGCAGAGGAACAUCGUGACUCUCUUAUGUCGUCAUUGGUAGAUGCUUAUCGCGCGAUGGGACUUGAAGUCCCCGAAAUUACUUCCAACGGUGCCUCAACGUCACGAGAAUCUGCAGGGAUCUCUUUAAGCAGUACAACUGCGCAGAGCAGUGUCGAUCAACAGCAGAGACAACGAAGCGCCUCGAGCAGCAUCAUACGGCAGGAUGUCCAUGAUCAUUGGGAUCAUACUCAGUCUUCUCGACCCCGCUCCCAAUCAUCUGCUGUGGGCACCAGCGUUGAGUCGCAGGAUUACGACGCUCGUUUCAGUGGCAUGACUCGAAAACAUUCUCGCAGUUGGGAAAUGCCGCAAGGGCAGUCGGUUUAUGAGAAUCCUGCCUCGCACUCUCCACGCAAACGCCACAGCGGUAGCGAGGAUUAUGAGCGUUCCCCCGUCUUUCGCUACACUGCCGCCUUUCCGUCCCCCAGCAUGGCUGUUCUCUCAAGACCAAGUUACUCCUUGCAUUCGAGCCCCAUGCCGCCGCACUCUCAUCUACCCAGUCAACUGACCGUCUAACUUAUUUCGUUUGCCUGCAUGAAUAUAAUAGCAUCAUUAGUAUAUUCUAUAGUUCUCUUUCUCUUAGAACGGCGAGCGGAAUUUCCCGCUGUGUACUUUUAUCAUUGCUGUAUUCUGUUUCAUGAUUCAUGCUAUCAUCCGCAUGGCCAGAUCUGCCAUCCGAGUUAUUAACUUU